Molecule: messenger RNA, 6349 nt
Organism: Vespa crabro (European hornet)
Lineage: Eukaryota; Metazoa; Arthropoda; Insecta; Hymenoptera; Vespidae
Product: ataxin-2 homolog
Exons: 9
Coding region: 1115-3898 (927 amino acids)
Biological process (GO): cytoplasmic stress granule assembly
Cellular component (GO): cytoplasmic stress granule
Molecular function (GO): RNA binding
Source: RefSeq, a predicted model, not a curated record
UAUCAUAAAUAAAAGGGAAUUGGAUCUCAACAAAAAGAUGAUAUAUAUGUUGGUACGUAACGAGAUAGAUUAUUCGCCAGGUGGCGACUGUGCUGCGGCAGUCACCGGGAUCGGGUUGAUCGGGCGGCUUGUGUGCUAGCUUUUAUCGUUUACCACAUGUUGAUUAAUUAAUUAAAAAUAUAUUCUAAGAAAGGAAGAAAUAAUAGGAAAGUACGAUCUCUCUCUCUCUCUUUCUCUCUCUCACAAACACAUUUUCGUAACGUUGUUAGACCGUAGACUCGUGUUGAACAUUUCAUUCCACGCGGAAGGUGGAACCUAGUUACGUCACGCAGCACCAAGAGAAAUAUCGUGUGUCGAGCAGCUCCUGCCUCCCCCGUGUACGUCAACCUUCAAAAUCCCGACACGUUCUUCUUCUUCCACCUUUCCACACGUCCUUGCAUCUGUCAAACUACAGUGUCACGCACGCGCGCGCGUUCUUUUUCAACGAGACGAACGUGCUAUUACAAGGGACUUUCAGCAUAACCUAAAAAAGCCAAUUACAAAUGUGUCAAUAGUUAUCUCGGCCAGUAAGGCCUAUUGUCAAUUUCAAUUUUUGUGAAUUUAAAAAAAUUCUAUAAAGACAUAAUUAAAAUUGUGUAACCUCGUAACUAUCAAAUACUUACCGGCGUCACGUUUUUCCUCGUUUCCAUCAUUAUUUCUUUAUCUCCAUUUUUCCUUUUUCUUUUUUUCUUCCUUCCAUCUCUUUCCUUCUUACUAUUUUUCUGUUUCCGUCUUUCCCGCUUUCUCCCUCUCUGCCUUCGUUUCUUGCGCUCUCUCUCUUUCUCCCCCUUUUCUCUCUCUCUUUCUCUCUCUCUCUUGCUUUCUCGCUUUCUCUCUCUUCCUCUCUCUCUCUCUCGCUUUCAUUCUCUCUCUCUCUCUCUUUCCCUCUUUACCUUUUUGUCGUUUAACGAGAAACUAUAGAAAAAAAUUUCUUUUGACGCUAAAAGAUUAUUAGGAAAAUUUAGUCAAAAUUCCGAUCCCUAUAUAUAUAUAUAUUAGGAAACAAGAAGGGCACCAUCAAAUAGGCGCCAGAAAUCCACCAACCACUGACGAGGAAACGUCAACGGCUGGCAGGAUGAAUAGCAAGAGAAAGAAUCGUUCUAAUCCUACUAGGUCACCACGAGCAAGAGGGCCACAAGAUAGAUGUGUUGCUGCUGAAGGUGUUUAUAAUAAUGCACACUUUAUGCAUUCUGUCACUAGCCAUGUUGGUAACACAGUGCAGAUACAAACACAAAAUGGUUCAGUUUAUGAAGGAAUUUUUAGAACUUUCUCCAGUCGUUUUGAUGUGGUUCUAGAGAUGGCUCAUCGGGUAGAAAGUUCCGGGAAAAUUAGUGUCGAAAGUGUAGUAGAAAAAUUGAUUUUUAAACCUCAUGAUAUUAUAACGAUGUCUGCCAAGGAUGUUGAUCUAGAUUAUGCCAUAAGAGAUACUUUCCAAACGGAUACUGCUAUUAGUAAAUUUAAUGGUAUAGUUGGAGAGAAGGAACUCGAGCCAUGGGAUGCGCCGUCUACUAUGAAUGGUGAUGAUUUAGAAUUAGAUGGUGGUGCCAACGGAUGGGAUGUAAACGAAAUGUUCCGCAAAAAUGAGCAAAAAUAUGGAGUUCAAACGACGUUUGAACCAUCAUUAGUUGGUUAUACCUUACAACUUCAGCGUAAAGAUACAAAAGAUUACAAAGAACAGGAACAGAAGGCAGCGGAAAUAGCAAAUGAGAUAGAAUCUCAACCAAAUCAUAAAGCACGGUUAGAAUUAGAAAAUGGCGAUGAAGAGGAAAGAUUUGCUUCCGUAGUAAGACCAAACGAAGGUAAAUACGUCCCACCUCCUUUGAAAAAGAAAAAUUGGGAUACUGGGAAAUUAAUAAGAUCUACACCACCACCCUCUUCACCAGGAUCUGCAACUAGCAAAUCUGUUUUUAAUCAAGCACCAUCGUCCAAUGUCAAUGUAUCGCCUAACAUCCCAGUUGGUCUUCAAACCUCCCAUGGCUCUAUGCCGCAUCCAGUACCUCUUAAUAUGGCAAUGCCACCAACUGGAGUAGUUGUACAUACUACUUACAAUACUCCACCCCCUUUUGUAACUCCUACAACACAAGCAUCUUCUGCAGCAAUGCAGCAAACUCAACCACAAUCUCAGACUGCUCCUACUAUUCCUCAAGUUACUUACCCUCAGCAGUCACAACAACAGCAACAACCAUCGCAACAACAGCAGCAACAACAACAACAGCAGCAGCAGCCACAACAACAGCCACAACAACAGCAACAGCAGCCACAACAACAGCAGCAGCCUCAACAACAGGGACCUUCUAAUAAAAUAAACACAGAAAAGCGUGAACGUCCUGGUAGACAACAGGUUUUUCAAGCAGAUAAAGCUCCGCCAGCUCCUUUUUCACAACCAAAUGCCACAUCUACGCAUCAACCACAACAAUCAGGACAUCAACAACAUUCCUCUGUACAACAACAGAAUUCUACAGAUAUUCAACGUAUUGAAAUAAUUCCACAUAAACAAGAUCAUAGAAAGAUUUCAACGCCAAGGAGUAGAGAAGAACAACACUCAGAACUAAGACAGUUUGCAACAGAUUUCAAAUUAACAGAUUCGACUGCUCAGGAAACACCGUCUGUUUCUCGAAAACAACAGCAGCAUCAUCACCAGGAGGCUCAUCCUACGCCACAAAUUUCUCAACAACAUCAUCAGCAGAAUCACCAACCACAUAAUGCUUCACAACCACAACAACAACAACCUCAACCACAACCACAACAUCAAAGCCCACAUCAGCAGCAUCAAACGGUUCAAGAAGAGUCCGUUGUUACUACCAAACCACCACCGGGGCCAUUGCCUGUACGAUCCACGAGUCCGCCACAAGCUCAACAGCAACAACAACAACAACAACAACAACAACAGCAGCAGCAGCAGCAACAACAGCAGCAACAGCAACAACAACAGCAGCAGCAGCAACAACAACAACAGCAGCAGCAGCAACAGCAACAACAACAGCAGCAACAACAGCAGCAGCCACAACAAAAUUCUUCAAUCACGCAAUCAAAUGUGCAAGAACCAGGAGUGGAAAAAAUUACUACUGCCUUCAAAAAGUCAACUUUAAAUCCUAAUGCAAAGGAAUUUAAUCCAAACGCUAAGCCGUUUACACCUCGAUCUCCCAGUACACCGACACCUAGUCGUCCACACACACCACAAACACCACAGUAUACCGGUGCCACUAUGCCUGCAACAGUUGUCAUGCCAGCAUACGUAAUGACAAGCCAACCACCAACUGCGUUCAGUCAACCACCAGCACAGUCUGUAACAAGAUUUAGAAAAGAUUUUGUCUUUAUAGUGCCAAUGAUGCAACAUCGAGCGCCAGAUAUAGCUUCUCAAAUGCAAGUAGCUGCAGCAACUGGGCAACCAUUGUUAGCACCAGCUCCAUUACACCCACCAUUCCAGGUGUCUUAUCCAGGGCAACCAACCUAUCAGCAAAUGGUACGCAUGGUACAGGCGCCACCGCCACCACCACAUAUGUCCACGAACCCUUACCAUCACCAUCAUGAUUCACCAGGCCCGCAAGCUCCUGGCAUACAGUACAUGGGUCCACAUACACACCCGCAUCCACAUGUCCCACAGCAGCCACCAAGCCAAACACCCUCCCCAGCUAAUCCCAAUCCACCACACACGCAGAGUGCAUACAAUCCUCCUGGAACACCACAGCCUACCUAUCCACAACCACCUCCGCAAGGACACGCUCCAAGUUAUCCAAUUAUGUGCCCCAUUAUCCCACCUCACAUACCAAUACCACCACAACACAUGCAAUAUUUACCCCCUCAACCUCCGCCAGGAGCCCAACAGACUAUACCAGUCAUUCUGCCGCACAAUCAGUAGCCAUUACAAGGACUAAUUAAUGAAAAAGACGAUUACUAGUAUUCUACGAUGGUAGAAUAAGAUUUGUAAGUCCAAGAAACUUUCAUAAUGGUACUGAACACUUUAAUACGUUGCUAUUGUAAACUUUUUUAGCUACGUCAUCUCUCGUUUUCUUAUAAAAGAAGUUACUUAAACGUGCGAACGAUCAGAAUAUUCUUUUACUUUGUUAAUUCGUCAUAUUAGCAUAUAUUGUUCUUUUACUAUAUAUAUAAAAACGAAUGAAAUAAGAUCAUAUCAAAUAUCGUGUUUUCUGCGAUUAUAAUUUAGUAUGUAGAAAAGCAGAUGUUUUAAAAGCGCAUACGAAAAAAAAAAAGAACAAGAACGCAAAAAGUGUCGACCGUUUUGAAAGUGAUUAAUUUUUUCAAAAUAUGGGUUACUUAAAAAGUAAUACCCUCUCUCCCCACAUCUAUGUGUUUAAGAUUCUCGAGCGUGUACCAUCAAUUCCCUUGGUCAUAUUAGGCACAAAUUAAAGCAAAGCUCUUUUUAUCGAGCAGAAAUAAUUAAUAAUUUCUUCUCAUUAUAAUGCCACAUCCAAAAAGAAAAAAAAAAAAAAACAAGCAAAACAAAAAAUAACAAAAAACAAAAGAAAAUGCAACGCAAUUUAUUAUUUUGUGUGCCACAAGUGCAGUAGAAUGAAAUAACGAAUACCAAAUCCUAGAUUAUUUUUUCGGUACAUCAAUCCAUUGCUACAUACUGUUUAGAAUUCUUGUAAUCAGGAAGAAAUAAGAAAGAUUACUGAUAGGAAAAAUUAUAAUAAGAUGCGAAUAUCGCUAAUAAAACGAUUGAUAAUUUUCUCGCUGAUAAUAACGAAGAAUGAAAUUUUUGAUGCAACGUAUGUUACUCGAAUUGAAUAGGAUCGACGAUUUAUCUUUGGAAUAUUAUAAAAAUCCAAAGUUACUGCAUUAAUGCGAAUGGUCGUAUAUGGUUCAAGUAUCUUUUUUUAUACGAAGAAGAAGAAGAAAAAGAAGAAGAAGAAGAAGAAGAAGAAAAAGAAAACUAAACUAAACUAAAAUAAAAUAAAAUAAAAUAAAAUAAAAUAAAAUAAAAUAAAAUAAUUGUGUCAAGCAAUUACAUAAAAACACGAAAGUACACGGGAUAUUUUCUUACUUUACUGUACUUUCAUGCUGCGCCAUGUCUCUUCGUAGAACGAAAGAAACACGAAGAGUGUCUUAUGUAUGUAUGAAUAUAAACAUUUUAAGUACAAUCAAUUACACAUUGAAAAAGAGUACCUCGACGACAUUCUCGUCGUAAGAUCUUUAAAAAAAAAAAGUGGGAGGAGGCUACAUCUAUAACAUGUUUGUAAAUGCGUAUGAGACAAAGAAAAGGAGUAUUUGACGCGUCGUAGUAUUGUUAAAGAUAGUAUUAAUGUCAACGGCGACAAGAUUAAAAAAUGAAAUGAAGAAGAAAAAAAAAUAAAUGAAAAAAAAAAAAAACGUUAUUUGUACACGAGUAAUAUCUCAAAUUCGUCGUUUUUGAAAUAAUGUACGAAUUGAAACGAUUCCGAUAAUAUUAUAAAAAAGCAUGAAGUGAAAAAAGUGUUGUUUCUACGUUGUGGCAUGAAAAAAAAAAGAAAAAAGAAGAAGAAAGAAAGGAAGAAAGAAAAGAAAUGAAAAAUGAUAGAAGUGCUAUUUUAACACAAACUUUGGUGGUUUUAUUACUAAAGGAGAGAACAUAAAUUACCUUUUUUUCCUUAUACGAAAUAAAAUCGAAAGAUAGACCGAUCUAAUUCGCUCUUAUGCAAUAUCAUUUAAAUGUUAAUCAAAUUUAUCUAAAUAAUGAUGUCCAUGAUGUGAUAAUUUAGAAAUUAUUAUUAUGAUAUUUGAUAAUAAUGAUGAUGAUAAUGAUGAUGAUGAUGAUGAUGAUUAUGAUGAUGAGAUGCUGUUAUUAUUGAAUUUCUUUAUUGCGUAUAAAUUUCAAUGAUUAAUGUAUAUUGAAUUGGAUUAUUGUUUUGGAAAAAAGCAUUAACAUAAAAUACAUAUUUAUGGUUUUAUAAAGAUUCUAUAAAAAGAAGGGGAAAGAGGACAAAAGAAAAAGAAAUAUUCAGGAUCUUAUAUUAAUAGAUUAUGUUUAAAUGAAUGACGGCAAUCUGUUCGCAACGAUAACACCAAUAAUACACAAAUGUUCUAAUAAAGGACGAAAGGAUGCGAUUAUGUAUAAGAAAAAAAAGAUCGUUCGAUUGAUUGAUUUAUUGAUUAAUUAUGCAUUAUUCAACUGAUUCAUGCAUAUGCAAUUUAUUGUAAGAGGAAAGAUAAAUACUACGGCCUUAGACCUAGUCGUGUGUAUAUAAAAAAAUAAGAAGAAAGGUGAGCCUCAAUCGAAAGAUAAUACAGAGUCUGGCAUCGUUAGACACAAAUUUUAUAUCGAAGAGAUUUAAAAAUGCAUCAAAAUAAAGUCAAUGCGUUAAAAACCGAA